AUGCAAAGUGAUGUGGUGUCGUCGGAAACGGCUGGCAUCUGCAUCUUCCGCAGCGGGGUGCCUCAUCAAGAAAUAAUGGGAAACGAACUGCUUCCAAGCUCCCACCAAGCCGCUGCUGUUCGUGCUGUUGGACCGCUUGUCCACCGGAGAUUCGAUUCGAGUACAUGUAAGUUCACUCAGGCGACGGGAGAGAAGCCACCGACCGAGAGGCAGCUGGAAGCAACAACAAACAAGACCCCCACCACCCUUUCUUUAGAGCUAGACAACAGUACAGUAGCAUUCGCUAUCAACACAAUAGAAAAACGGCAAAAGACUUGCUUUGCUUGGCCCAUGUCGGCUACUAGCAUGCUAAUACCCAUGGCAUCGAGGCUCCUCUUUCGAGGGGUGCUUCUGUGGAUGCUGCUGGUUCUAGCAUCGGUUAACGCCGAUGACUACCGUCGGGUUAUCGUUAGCUUCGAUACCUCGCGAGACUGUACCGAGUCCAUGUUCCCACCCUUGUGGACGAAUAUAGUAGAACAAGGCUUGGCUCGCGUAGGUAUCCAUUACGAGAGAUGGACUCAUGGAUACGAUGUAGACGGAGACGGCCGUAAGCUGCAAGUCAACAGUGGCUGUCCUGAAUGGUGCAAGUACUUGACUCAAUACUGCGAGUGCCUUUGCGUCACCACGUGCGAGGAACAAGGAAACGGAAACAGCAAUGGCAAUAACGGAAACAGCAACGGCAACGGCAAUCGAAGACACCUUCGAGGCGAUGAACGACAAGAGGAACUUUUAAAGCGUGGACAAGCACAGGCUCAGUACGAUGCCUUGACGAACGAACGUCGCAUAGAGGCAGCUCAGUUUGUGGUGGACGAAGACACUGUUCGAGAAUAUAUCGAACUGCAGUUGGAUGAAAACGAUUUGACCAUCGAGUGCAUGCAAGAACAGCACAGGGCAAGAGUUUAUCUGAUCAGAUGA
This is a messenger RNA of Seminavis robusta, 954 nucleotides long. The record is from the annotation of a GenBank genome assembly. NCBI's taxonomy places the organism in Eukaryota, Bacillariophyta, Bacillariophyceae, Naviculales, Naviculaceae.